AUGGGUGGUUGCCGGCCGUCGAAGAUGAGGAUGCCGGCCGAUUGUGUAUUUGUGUAUGUAACUUUGUGUGUAUGUGUGCGUCGGAGGAACACCGACGUCUGGUGGCUGUGCGGCGGCGAUGGGCGGUUCACCGGUAGGAGGUCGGAGAUGAGGAUGUCGGUCGAUUGUGCAUUUGUGUAUAAGUCGGCCGUGCUUAUAAUCGGACUUGGUAGGGAUAAUCGGAAGUCUGGACCCGAUGAUGAAGUCGGUUCGGCCUCAGAUGAAGUUGGCCGUAAAGUCACCGACCUCGAAUGGCUUUUGAAGUCGGUGAAAAGAACUGUCCGAGAUUCUCAUUAUAGAUGA
This is a messenger RNA of Striga asiatica, 342 nucleotides long. The record is from the annotation of a GenBank genome assembly. NCBI's taxonomy places the organism in Eukaryota, Viridiplantae, Streptophyta, Magnoliopsida, Lamiales, Orobanchaceae.